This is a messenger RNA of Nothobranchius furzeri (turquoise killifish), 661 nucleotides long. The record is from RefSeq and is a predicted model, not a curated record. Lineage: Eukaryota; Metazoa; Chordata; Actinopteri; Cyprinodontiformes; Nothobranchiidae.
UGCUGGGACGCCAGGGGGCGUCCGUUGAGGGGGGGGCACUGUCAUGUCCCUGAGCAGAGGUGAGUUCCAUCAUCUCCUCUCACCAGAACCUGAGUUCAUUCUCCGCAGGUGGGGAGCAGAGGGAACUACAGCUGCAGACGAUUCCCUAAUCAGGAACGCAGGUUUAAAAGGAGGACGGAGACACUUCAUUUCGCCGGAUGAUUGUACCAGUUCAGGAUCACCUCAUCAUCAUCUCACCCUCGCUGUCUCCAAUUCUGGAUUAUUCUACACGUCCCGUCCUCCUCCGACGUUCCGGCUCGGAUUUCCCUCUGCUGCCUCACUCUACGACAUCUCUCAUCCUCUGCUCAGCGUCCUUCCCGGCUACACUUCCUCUCAGCACCGACACCUCAAAGACUCGAGCCGUCUUGGCUCCUCAGCACAGGACUUCCCUGAGAUCUUCAAACCAAAGAAGGGGAAAUUUUCAGUAGGGGAAAUGGUUCAGUUUCUCCCAAAGACUCUUAUGUGCAUAAACAUGCAUGGUCUAUGUGUGGAUGAGUUUGAAAUGAUGCCUAAGAGGCUUGCAUUUGGUUAUACUCAAGGAUUCUACACAAGAAGAAUGCAAACAGACCGUCAAAUGAAAUGGAGCCAAAAUGAAGAGCACAAUGACGACGUUGCAUCCUAA